GCGAUGGGAUUUCGUACGGAACGCCGUCGUCGCGUCAAUCAUCAUGGAGGUGUCGAUGAAGCGACCCGUGCCCGUCGUUACAUCCGUGCUGCGGUGCCGGUCGUUUACCGAAUCCGAACGGCAACAUCUGUUCAGAGUAUCCCGGUUAUUUAUCACGUCCUAUUACGCGUUCGUGUGCUAUUACGGGCUCUUUGUGUUGGAUCUUCGAGGUAUUGACAUACCCACGUUUCUCAAUCUUGGCGACAACUGGUGGUGGAAAUGCAUCUCCGUGUGGAAUUUGGUAAGUCUCGGCGGCAAAUUAUAUCCGCUACCAGUAAUAUACACCAACAAAAAUAUUAUAACCAAUAUAUUAUAUAUUGUACAGGUCUUUAUACCUACAUAUAGAAUCUAAUAUGGAUAUCUCUGUAAAAUAUUAUGAGCACAUUAUUGCGGUUGUUCGUGUUUAUCUCCGAAUAUUUUAUAUUAUUACUUAUUAGGCACGCAGGGCCGGAUUAGAUCAUCCGUGAUUGAAAAAAUUGGCUUUUAUAUCAUAGGUAUCUACUUUUAAAAAUUAUUUUUAUCUAGUGUAUGUUAUAGGUACUUAUAACAUGUGUGCAACACGUCUAAGCAUAUAACAUACCGUACCAAUUGCUAUUUAUUCGUAAAUAAUAAUUAUUAUAAUGUAUUUAUAAUUUAUUGCGACAUAAUUAAAUACAAUAUAAUAAAACACUAAUUUAAAAUCACAAUAAUAAUAAAUUCCUUAUCGCAUGGCGCAGUGCGUUGUUCAAAACGCUCAUGUAAGGAUCGAUAAAAUUCAGUAAUAAAUUGUACAAAAUUAGACUAUUUUUUUUAAGCUUUAGCCCUCUUUUUAUAUAAACAGACAUAAGUAGGAAAUCGAUAAAUGUUAGAAAUGCCCUAUAAUAAUAUAUACGUGCAAUAUAAGAAAAUAUCAGUAUUCAAACAAUUUACGAAAUUAUUUUUUUAAAAGAAAAAAAAUCGAGGUUUCAAGUAGAAACAUAACUUUUAGAAUUUUAGAGUACGUCGUCUAAACAAUAUAAGUAAAUAAGACGUAAUACUUUUCUUUUUAUAAUCAAAUAAGUCAUAAAAUAGAUAUACACAAAAUACCGUGAUGUAUUAAAAUUUGUACACAACGAAAUACACUGCAUAUAUAAUUUUUUUUCAAAAACAUACAAUUACGAAAUUUAAAGCAAAAAAUAAAGAGAACAAUUACAAGAAAUAAUUAUGAAAAGUUUCAAAAAUUUGACCCUGUGACCAAUAUAGACAAUAGACUUGUUGACUACAUCAGAAUAUAUUUAAUAUGACAUUGAUUAUCAAAAGAUCAAAACUAUAUAGGUAAAAAUUAUUAUUACCAAAUAUAAUUUGUGUUGGAGUAUUUUUCAGUAAAAAAUUUAAUUUCCAGCUACUUGACGUACCCACUAAAAAAUUUCAAGAUUAUAUAUAAAUGAAUACAUACAUAUUUCACCGAAAUACGUAUAAAAUAUUAUCCAUUUUUUUUUCUGAUGUAUCUUAUACUCAUAACAAAUUAAUUAUACAUAUCUAAUAUAUUAGCUAGUGUCAAAUAUAUUUGACACUAGCUGGAACAAUGUUAAACAUUUAUAUUUUAAAUAUAGGUACCUACUUGUAGUGUUAUAAUAUGAACACAUAGGCAUGUACUUACUAAAAAACUGCUAACUAUUCGGAUAUUACUGCUGCUUGUCUUUUCGCUGACUAUACACGUUUGAAACUGGUUAAAGUAGGUGACCGAACAGAAUGCAAAUAAAAUGUAUAACUAUUCAGCGAAAUCGGCAAGAAAUUGUAUUUAAUAAUAUGGUAUAUUGUACCUAUGUAUAUAAAAUAUACAUAUACCUAGUUUUAAAAAAAAUUAUAAACAAACCUAUUUCAUACUACUAAAAUCGAAAUAAAAUAUACUGUUUCUUUAAUUAUUAGUAUUAUAAAUGAUAUGGUAUAUUAGGUAUAUCUUUUUUUAGAAUCUCAGCGGAGUGAGAAAUGUAUUGGUUUUACAAAGAUGUUUAUUUUUUUUUUUGUGGUCUUUUUAACUACCUAGAAAUGUUGCUCUGAUUUUCAAUGGAGCACUUCGUCUGAAAGGAAAUCUGUCUAGGGUGAUACUUUAGGAGGAACUUUUUUGAUUUUCCAAGCAUUAUUAAUUAGGAAAACCGGAAAAAAGUAGGAUAGAAAAAUAUAGAUAGAAAAUGAAAAAAUUUACGAAAAAAAUACUUUUAUUAUUUUGAAUUUUGUUUUAUAAAUGUAAUUUAUUAUAAAAUUCUCUUAGAGAAUUGAAAUUUGUACAGAACACUUAUAUUCAUCUCUUAUUGACAUGACCAAAUUUUCAAAACAUUUGAGACUUUUUUGAGCUAUUUAUAAAAAUUUUAAUUUUACGAGUUUUUUACGUAAUUUUUAUUUUAUAGGUGCUUUGUGGAUAUAAUUGUUAGACUAAAAAAAUUUAACAAAAGGUUCAUUAUAAGUCGUACUUAGUGGUCAAAAACAAAAAAAAAAUUAGUGUUAUGUAGUAUUUUUAUUUUUACAAAAGUUUUAAAAUCAAAUGUCGAUCAAAAUCGUUAAUAUUAUAGCCUUUAAAAAUAUGUAUAACUGAACUCCACUCAGAAUCGUUUUUCGUUAGGAAUGGUUUAUCGUUGGUUACUUGUAUAAAAAAUAACUUUAUGUCUUACAUUCCGAACUACCCACAUAUUACAACUGCACCCGUCCUCAGUAUCAAAUAUUUUUUUAAAAAUAUAUUAUUGUUUUACUUUGAAUACUCGCCGAUUGAAAAUAUGUUAUUGUAUCGAAAAAACUUCUUUCGAUAUUACUGGCGUAUGCCAUGCGUUUAUAAAAUGUUAAAUCAUUUUCAGAUUUUCAGAUAUUCUGUUAAAAUGUUUAAUACAACACUCCAAAAUUUCUUUUUUAAAUUUUUUUCUAUAAAAUAUAUGAAAUGUGCAUGAAUAUAUGUUAUUAUAUUUGUUAAUUAAUUUUUUUUUUUUGAAAAUCAUUAAAAUAUGUAAAAAAAAAUUAAUAUAUAUACAUUGACCAACAUUAAUUGUAUCUUGGUUUUUUAUAAAAUAGAGGUCUAAAAAAAACUUAGACGUCCUAUAACAUUAUCUUUUAAAUAUUAUACCUAUUUAACCUGUACACAGUAUUGCUCAUAAUAUUCAACAACUGUUGUAGCAACUAAAUGAACAACUUUUAAAUUUAAAAUAUCAUUUUUUUUUUUUAUUUAAUUUUUACAGGCAAUACAAACAGCUUAUUUCAUAUACUGUACGGUUUUCAUAGAUUUCGCCGAUUCGGGCCCCGGAAAGACAUGGAUAAAACCUCGAUUACAAAAGAACAAAAAAAUAAGAGAUUUUGUAUAUUUCAGUAUUAUAUUUCCAAUAACAAUUGUAAGUACAACUGGCUAUUUAUUAAAAUAUUUAAAUAAUUGUUUAAUUGAAAACUUGCAUAGAUAAUAUACAAAUAGUUUACUUCAAACUAUUUAUUUUAGAAAAUAUUAAUUAAAACCUAAAAGUGUGAUGCUUAAAUUUGUAAUAUUAUAUAGGUAGAUUCUUCACUAAAGAUGUAAUUGAAAUUUCUUCAUUGUAAAUAAAAUAAUUUUGGAUUUAAAGUAUUAGUCGAUAAAAAAGUUUAAAGCUAUUGGGUAAAAAACGAUAAUAUGUGACAUUCUUUUCUCAUAUGCAACGUAUUUAUCUAAUAAUUAUUUACAAAUUGAUUUCCUUAUUUUAGAUUUUGAACCAGUGGAAUGUAAAUAGUGAUAAUGUAUACAAAUGUAGAUAUUGGUUUUACUAUAUCAUAUAUUUUUUUUUUGUGCUAGCUCACAUUCGUGUAGGAGAUUUGAUAUAAAAUUAUGGACACCAGGCAUAGUUUUUGGACUAUUAUGGUAGAAUUUUAAUUCUAAUUGGCGCGCUAAUUGGAGAUAUACUGUUGAAAUUCCUAGUAGGUUUUUGUUUUAAUAAUUGGGAAAAAAAUUAUCAAAAAACAGGAAUAUUUACGAAACACCGGGUUUGGUUAAGAAAGAUGUUGUUCUUUUGAUUGUAUUAUAAAAAACAAAAUACAAAAAGUAAUUUUGAUAUAUUUGUAGACACUUGAUACUUUAAAAUUUUUGUUUAUGUUUUAUACAAAUAUUAAUUUUUUAUAGUUUUUAAAUUAAGUAUUAUUAUAUUUUUUCUUGAGAUGACAUAUUGUAGUGGUCGACGGUAAUAAAGAAUAAAUCGACUAUACCUAUAUCUACCUUAUCUAUCUUUAGAUGUUGUACUACUGUUUCGUGAUUUGUUGAAAAAAUAAAUUAUAUAGGUGUUAUUUCAAAAGCUAUAUUCUUAAAAAUUCAUUAUUAAAUCGUAUAUAACACACAUUUUAUAACGUAGGUAACUAUUUUUGAUUGAUAACAUAUUGAAACUAGGUAUAUAUUGCUAGGUCAAAUCUGUUUAUUUUAUAAAUAUAACAUACAGCAUAAUCGAGAUUUCCGUAGCUACCUAUAGAAAGACGAUAAUAUAUUAUCCAAUAUACGUUUGUAACUAGUAAUUACUAAUAAAUUAUUAUAUUGUAUUACGAUGCAAAAUCGAACACAAUAAAAUUAUGUUGAAUUAUAUAUUUUUCAUGUAUUAUUCAAGGUUGUUGUGAUAAUUUAUUGGAACAAUUGCAUGUUUUUUUAUAAAAUGAAAACUUAUCAUAAUAUAAAAUACCUACCUAAUCAACUUUUAUUAUCAAAAUCAACUAUCGUCUCAUUUUUAUCUCUUUUUUUUAUUUUAGAUUCUGAGUGAAGCGAGGAAUGUAUUGGUUUUACAAUGAUGUUAAUUUUUUAAUUUUUUUUUAUCUGUAUACAACUUUUCUACCAAAAAUAUUACUCCGUUUUUUAAAUUCAGCACUUUUUCCGAAAGGAAAUUUUAUCUGGGUGGUACUUUAGAAGGUUAUUUUCUUCAUUUUCCAAGAAAUUUUUUUAGUAAUUGGGAAAAACGGAGGAAAACUUAUAAAUAAAUGGACAAAGUAUUUACGUCGUAACGAUCUCAUGAUAUUACAUUUAUAUGCUUCAUUUUUUAUACUAGAAAACAUUAUACCAAAAACAAAUGACAAGACAUCAUUGUUUUAGCAUUUUUAAUCUAGUGGAUGAUUAAGAAUUUCGUUUUUGAUUUUCCGUUAUUUUUUUUUUGUUUUAAUAGUUGAGUAAAACUAAAAAUAAUGUAGAAAAAACGGGAAAAUGUAUACAAAUAAUUAUUGGGAUACAUUAAAUUCUCUUUUAUAUCUUACCUCCAACUUCUCACUUAUAAGAGUGGCCCACUCAUCGUGCUAAGUAUGUGUUUUUUUUUAUAUUAACCUGUAUACAAAAUAUAUAAAAUUGUUUAUGUGGACUAUUUAUUAGAUUGAAAUAAUUAUAAAUCGCAUAUAUUUAUAUGCCUAUAAUAUAUACUAUAUUAUGUUCAAUGUUCAUAUGUUAUUAUUAUACUUAAAAUAAAAAAAUUAUUGUAUACACAUUUAUACAUAAUAAUUCGAAAAUUAGUAACAUUAUGUAUCUACCUAUACUAUGAAGUUGUAUUAUUUAUAUUUUAUAAUAUAAUAAAUAUAUUUGUAUAAAGCACAAUAUAUAAGUAAUAUAAAUACCUAUCUAAAAGUAUUAAAUGAAAAAUCUUAAUUCUUUUCAAUUUUAAACUCAAUAAUAUUAAUUGCUAUUAUAGCUGUAUGUAUAUGUAUAUUGUCUAUAGUAGGAACUUUUUGAUAAAAUAUUUUUUAAAAAAAACAUGUUUUUUUUUUUAUAAUUAGCUACGCUGAUUUUUUUCGAGUUAGGGGUAUAUUAUUUAGUAUUAUAAGAAUAUAUUACUUAAUGUAGGUAUCAAAUAUGUUUCCUUAAGAAUUUACGUAACUUCAGAUUUACACUAUGUGGCGGCUAUCUACCUAUCUUAAAAAAAAGGGUGCUCAUAUAAACAUGUUUUUGGUUGAGGGAAGGGGAUUCUAAAUCAUCAAUGAUUUUUAUUAUUACAAACCAUAUUAAAGUCUAAAAUAGUUAUACUAUUUAUUUAUUUAUUUAAAUUUACAAACAAACGUAUAAAAUUACAAAUUGCAAGCUUAUACAAAGUUUGCACUCUUUCUUUAGGCAAUAACUGCUUGUAUUGAAAGUGUUCAAUUCUUAAAGUAAAUAUUUGUUUAAACAAUACUAUACGAGAAUUAUAGAGUGCUUAGGAAUCAGCUACAUUAAUAGAAGAAAUAAAGUAAUAAUAUACAUCUAGUACUGUCGUUAACUUAACAUUUAUACAGAGUAACGCAUCAUUUAUAGUAUCUUUAUGGUACCCAUAUUUAAAAGAAUAUAUAAAAGAGCAAAUUAAUUAAUGUUUAAAUUAUCUUUAAUAUAUAGUAUUAAAAUAAAUUAAAAUUAGUUUUACAACAGUGGUUGUCCAUCAUGCGAAGUAUAUCUGUCUUUUUUAUUUAUUUUGCAUACAUACAUAAUACAUUUAUAUUUACUCUAUUAUUAAUUAUACGAUUGAAAAAUAUAUUCCAAUUUAUACGAAAUAUAGUUCAUCAUUUCCUAUUUUGUUCAAUUUUGACCUUAAAAUUUUAAUUAAAACCAAAAGGAAGCCUCACACUCUAACUUAAAAAACUGGUUUUAUAAGGUUUUCAACUUUAAGAGGUCAGUGAAAAGACAUGAGAAAAAAGGACUAUAAUAACUAUUUAUCGAAUGUUCAAAAUUCUAUUAAACAUGAUCCCAAAAAUAUAACUGAACAUUUUUUAAUAACAAAAAAUCUAAUCGUAACUUUUCGAACUUAAUGAACUUAAUAACGAAGAGUUUGAAAGUGGACAAUUUAUUGUAAAUAUUUUCGAAAAACAUUUUGCUAGUAUUUAUGCACAACCACUACAUACUUCAUCAUAAAAACCUAAUUCUAUUAAUGCACUCAAUUCUAUUUGUAAUUUGGAUAUUUCCUUUAUGGAUGUAUUUAAUGAGCUUGAUAAUAUACAUCUAAAUUAUGACUUGAUUCGGAUAGUAUAUCCCCAUUUAUUUUAUCAUAUCCAAUACAUUUUUUGUUUAACCAGUCUAUGAGCACUGAAUUUUCCCUACAUUUUGGAAAACGGGUUUCAUAUCUCCUAUAUUUAAAAAUGGUGAUAGAUUCCCAAAAUAUUUAAUAAAAUAAUAAACAAUAAAUAAUUUCCUAUUAUUAAUAUCACGCUUAUAAACGAACAAUAUGGUUUCCGCCAUGGAAGAUCUACAGUCACUAAUUUAAAGAAGAUAUUUUAGAUUUACUUAUUUUAAUAACACGUUCGAUGGAAUUAAUCAUAAUAUAUUGAUUAUAAAGAUAAAAGAAAUAUAUGGCAUUUACGACCAUCUUUUGUAGUUUGGUUCUUUUUUAUCACACAAAGAGCAAAUUGAUAAAUAAAAAAACUUUUGACAUCUAUGAAAAGUAGUCCAGGUGGUCUCCGGAGCCCCGGUAUCGACCCACUCUUGGUGGCGAUUGGAGACUCUGGUGCCGACCGCGGACUCGUGCCUAGUGGUUAAAAAGCCAGGGGUCACCUACUAGACGGCGACUGAAUCCGUGAGCAGACGCUAUGUGAAUUAGGUAGCAGGUGCUGGGACCGCAUUUUGAUGCAUUGAAUGCAUCCGGGGCUUGCCCUGAAACCCUCCGGGCUCUAUAGCUAAAAUAAGGUCCCCGGUUGUACCGUACUUGCACGGAUUAAAAAUUGGGCCCACUGUUACAUGCUUAUAUAUCAUACCUACCCGCCCUAUCCCAAUUAUUAUGGAUGUAUUUUUGAGCUUAGCGAACAUUGAAUUGGCUCCCGAUAUUAGGUAAAAUACCCCAUUGAACAUUCAAUUUGCUCCUAAGAAACGGAAUAGUGAAUUAUCGAAAGAGCCAAUUUAAUACCUAAAUCUUGAUUGUCAAUUAAAUAGGUAAAAAUAAAGACUACCUAAGUUUUGGAACUAAUUCAAUAAAUUCGUUGAGUUCAUUUUUAAGUAGGUAUACUAUCAUGAUAGAAUAAAAACUAUUAAUUCCAUAGAAAUUAUCGGAUAAUUCGAAUGUGAGUUACUGACGAAUGGUUCGAUAUAUCUGUAGAUGUAGUAGUUAUUAUAGCUCAUAUUUGUAACACGAAUGUAUUGUUGUUGUACAAUAGGACGUGUGUGUGAUGUUUUGGGUAAUAUGUGUGGUUAACAAACCAUUGUUGUUUCCGAACGAAAUGAAAAAUUGGGUGCCAGAUUGGUAUAAUCACGCUGUGCACACCAAUCCGAUUGUGCUGACACUGUUCGAAAUGGUUACAACCGAUCAUCGUCUUCCUAAAAUGAUCGAAUCCACAGCCGGUCUGUUCGCGCUAUCCGGUUCCUACGUCGCAUGGUAAUUAAUACUCAUUAUCUAUUAAUCUAUUAUACAUUAACGUUUUUUUAUAAAUUUAAUCCUGUAUUUAUGUGGUUUAUUGGUAUUUAUUUAGGUACCCAUCCACCUAUAAUAAUAAUAACAAUAAUAAUAAUAAAUUGUAAUUUAAUGCCAUAUCUUAAAUAUUUUCAAAUGAAGUACCAUCCAACAGAAAAUGAUAUGUUUAGUUCAAACCGUAGGUAUAUCGUUCAAGUUUGUAACAAUUUCUUAAUAUUUUUACUCCAAUAAAUAAUAAAAAAAAUAGUAAGAAUUAAUGUCAAAAAGUUUAAAUUAGGGAAUAAUAGUUAUAGGUUUCAGUUUUCUGCAUUUAAUAAGAAAAUUCUUCGGAAAAUCGAAAAAUGACCUCUCUAAAGUACCUACACAGUGAAAUAUCCUUUUAAAAAAUGACUAUCAUUAUAAGUCGGAGCAAAAAUGUUGGUAGAAAAAUUUUGUGCAUAGAAAAGAAAAUCGUAAUACUAUACAAAUAUAUUUCGUACAUUUUUCCGUUUUAGAUUCGGAGUGUAUUGAAGAAUGCAUUAGUUUUACUAAGAUGUUUAUUUUUUUAUUAUUUUUUUUAUACUGUGUACAAAAUUUCUACCAGAAAUCAUGAUCAGAUAUGUACGCUCGGCACCAUUUUUGAAAGGGAAUGUUGUCUAGAUGAUACUUUUGGGAGAUCAUUUUCUGAUUUUCCAAGUGGUUUUCAUAUUAUUUGGAAAAAUCAGGAUUAAACGUAAGAAAAACGGGAAAUUACGAAAAUAAUGCUUUUAUAUUUUUCAAUUUUGUUAUUUGUUGUAAUUCAGUUACAAAAUAUUCGCAGAGACUUGAAAUUUGGAUAAAAAACUUAUGAUCGUUUUUUUUAGACAUGGUAAAAUUUUCAAACAAAUUUUGAGCUAUUUUUAGAAAUUUUAAUUUUUCGAAUUUUGUACGUAAUUUUUAUUCGGUCGGUACUCUGUGGUAAAAUUGUUUGACUUAACAGAAAUGCUUGAAAAUUUGACAGAAAGUUCAUUAAAGUAUUACUUUGUAGUCAAAAAAAGAAAAUUUGAGUUUAAAUAGUAUUUUUUUUUAUAAAGGAAUUUCAAUGUAAAAUUUUGACGAAAAUCGUUGAGUAAAAAUGUAUGGAACAAAUCUAAUUUUUCAAUUUUUUUUUUUUUUGAACAUAUGUAUAUUGUUGAUUGAAGAACGAUGGUGAAGAUAGAAUUGAGCGUACUGACUAAGUUUCGAAAUUAUAGCUUUUUGAAGUUUUAAUAUUAUGUGGAUAUUAUAUGCUAUGUUAAAUAACUCUACAGUGCGUUUCACUCACGAAAUAUUUUUGUCCAGUGACCUCGGAUUAAAUGGGUUUUAAAGAGAAGAUAGAAAAUACUGAAAUACACAUUUUGUAUGGAUUUUAAAAUCUCCUUAACCUUUUAGUGUUAAAUUGUUUAUCCAAAUAAAAUGUUGGAAAUAGGUGUUUUAAUUUUAAAAAAUGCAAGUUUUAUUGCGCAUGUGCAUACUGAAAUAUUAAGAAACUUGAAAAUCAGUCCAAAAUGUGUAUUUCAAUAUUUCUAAUCUUGUCUUGAAAACCCCAUUUCAAUUCGAGAUCAAUGAACUGAACAGAAAUAUUUCGUGUUACCAUUUGAGUGAAGCACAUUGUAUUAAUUUUCUUUAAGCAUAUUUUGUUGUAAUCUAAUGGUUAUGUAUGUCUAUUACCCAUCCUAGGAGUUCCGAGUUCAAACCAGUGUUUGAACACUGUAAACAAAAUUGAUAACAUUUUUUUUCAUUUUCAACUAAACAAGGAAAAAACAAAUGCAUUUUGAGUGUACCUAGAGACUCAAGCUAACGCUCGUUCGGACUAUUUAAAUCGCAAAAUACCCCUCGAUUUGUUAUGCAAAAUUUUCUACCAGAAAUCUUGCAUCAAAGUAUCAAGUGUAGCUUAUUUUUUAAAAGGAAAUUAUGUCUCCAUAGAAAUUUAAGGAGGUCAUUUUUUGAUUUUUCAAAAGGUUUUCAUAAUAUUUGAGAAAAACAUUUCGAAAAAAUGUCGGAGAACGCAAAAUUAGUAAAACAAUAUUGUGGCCUUUUUUUUCUGUGUACAUUUUUUCUACCAGUAGUUUCGCUCCGAUUUAAAAUGAUAGCACUUUUUCUGAAAGGAAAUCUGACUGGGAAGGUACUUUAAGAAGGUAAUUUUUCGAUUUUCUCAAGAGUUUUCCCAGCAAAUGUGAACAUAAUGUGAAAAUCGAGAAAAACAAGAAAAUCGGUACAAUAUUAAACAAAUAUUAUUAAAGAAAAUUUAUAAUGCCUAUUUAAUUAUUUUACCAUAAUAUAAUAUAAUAUAUAUUGUUGAUAAAGAAUCACGAUCAACUGAACUGCGCUUAGAAUCGUUUUUUCGUCAGCAAUGAUUUAUCGUUGCUCACAUAUAUACAUUAAAUUACCUAUGGGUAAUGCAGUGGCUGCACCCGUCUCCAUUUUCCUAAGACGUCUUUUUUUUGGUUUUUCGCAUUUAACGAGAAAACUCGAAAAAUUAUCUCCUUAAUGUACCGGGCUAGUAAAAAUUAGAGUAAGUUCUCUUGUAGAACAAUUUAUAAAAAAAUAAUUAUAAAUAAACAUCUAUCUAAAACCAUAAGCUUCUCCUCUCAACACAAGAUCUAAAAUCAAUUAGCAUUAGUAGCCUAAACGAUAAUAUUACAUAGAUUUGAAAUUAGAUGAAUUUGGUUAUAGAGCUUGGAUUUCAUUGAUUAGGUAUGUAUUAUUAUUAUUGUUAAAUUGUAUUUUUUAAUAUGGCCAUGAACUAUAACAUUUUUAUCUAAAUUAAUCGCAGAAAAACCUUGAUACUAUAUUACUUAUCUACUUAAAUAACAACGUUUGAGUUUAUCACUAUUACAACAUUUCCAACUGCAGAUAGUAUGUUUAUUGUUUAAUACCUAGAUAAUAUAAAUUAUUUUUCUUUAUAAAAUCCAUUCACUAAAAUGUACAAAUAGAAAUUAUCUUUUUAUAAGUUAUAAUAUUAUGACUAUUAUUGCUUUAUUAUUAAAGUUCAGUAUCCUUUGUGAUACUAUUAUGAUUUAAUAUGUAUAAUGACAAAAUUUAAUAAAGAGUAAGACAUAGAAAGGAAAUGUUGAACAUUUUUUUCAAACCUUUAAAAAUUUAUUUGACAUAAUCUUAAUGAUUGUUCAACGAUCAACUGGUAAAUUAAAUUAAAAAUACAUAUUAGUUGAUAUUUAAUUAAUUUGAAAAUAUAAUCAAUACUGAUGGAUCAGGGAUGGAUUCAAUACAAAAUAACAGAAGAGGAGGCAAUUUUGAAAAUUCAUAAUAUAAGGCAUAUAUUUACGAUGAGCAUUCCAAAAACAGUUUUCCAACUGCCCACCUAAAUUGGCCUAUAUUAUGUUAAUUUUUUAAAUUUUUUCAUUAGAAUAUAUAUUUAAGAACCGGCUAUUUAAUUGCAUCCUAACCUAAAUGUAAUAGAUAUAUUAAUUAAAUUAAUUAAUUAUUUUAUUAUAAUAUAAAUUAAUACAUUUGUUUUAUUUUUAUAGUUUACUUUAUAAUAAAUUUACAACCGGAAGAUGGGUGUAUCUAAUCAUUGGAGAAAUUGUAUCAAGUUUGCCGGAAUUAGUUCUGUAUUUUGCAGUAACGGCUUUUAUCAUGCCGUUUAUGUGUAUGUUGAUUGGGUACAAACUGUACUCAUUUUCAAGUAUGUCUGUAAUUCAUAUUGUUUACACAACGCGUAUUAUGAAUAACCACUAUAAAUAUGUUUAGCUUUGUUAUAUUAUAAAAACUUAUUUAAUAAUCGGACGUUGUUUUGUUUGUUUUCAGGCUUAAAAACAAAAAAAAAUCAUAAACUAUCUUAAAAAGGAUUACAAAAUAAUAUAUAAAUAGUAUAUCCACUCUUGAAACAGCGUUUACUAAAAUAAUUAAUUAUCUUGUUAAUAGUUUUAAUUGUCUAAAUUACUUAACAUACAAUUCAAUGUUGCACUAUUGUUUGUAAUUAUAUUAUAUAUUAAAUACAAAAUCUGUAGGUGCUUAAACUUAUUAAGAAUAAUAUACUCUUAUAAUUUUAACAUAGGUAAAAUUAUUGAUGGGUUUACCUAUACAUUUAUUGAUAUCUAUUUAGGUAAAAUAUAUUUUAAAAUAAUAUAUAUUAUAUAAAUUGUGUAUUAUACAAAUUAAACUGCAGGUUCCCUAUAGGUACUGAUAUUAUAACAUUAGGCCCAUAUAGUUUACUUGAAUUUAAAGUUACAUAAAUAUUAUAUUCAUACGAUUCAUAGGCAAUUUUGAAUCUAUUUAAUUUAAAACGUUACAAACUUAUACAUUAUAAAGGUUCAACAUAUUUAAGUAUUUUAAACUGUGAUAAUUUAAUUGUAAGUUACUUGUUGUAAUACAAAAUCAUUGUUACCAUUCAUAUUUAUUAGUUCAAUGCAUAUAUGUUUUAGUAAAAGUGAAAUUGGUUUUUUUUCUAAUUUUAAGUUAGGUAAUUUAUUAUUAUACUGUUAUCAAUUUAUUACAGGGUUUUUAAGCUAUAAAAGCACCCUAAAAUAUUAUUUUAUACAAUUAUUAUGUCAUAAAUAUUAUAUUGGUAAAAGUAAUUUAUUCUGAUUACUUACAUAAUAGUAUUUAUAAUAUUAAUAUUAUUAUAUAGUUAUUGAUAAUUUAAAUAUAAACCUAUUAUUUUAAUUCUUAUAAAAUAUUGUCAAUAUUAAAAUAUAACUAUAUAAGUUAUUCAGGGAUCCUAAAUCAGGGUCAUAUUUAUAAUUUACCAUCAAGGGGCAUUAAAAAAAAAAAAUGUAUUAGGAAGGUUGUGAAAGUUUUUGAUAGUUAUAUUAAUUAAUACUUGUUAGGUAAUAAUAUUCGUUAGUUAAUUAGUUUACAAAAUUUCAAUUGUAAUUAUAUUUAAAUAAGACAAUGUUAAAAACAAAUAAAUGGAAUCUUACCUAAAUUUUGAAUAUGAUGAACGAAUCAUUGAUCGUAUUAAUUUUAUUAUUAUUAGGUAUUUUUUAUAUAGUAUCAACAUAAUUAUUAAAUACCUAUUUAAAAAACUGUCAUUGUCAUCUAAUCUAACUUAAAAACUAUCAAUUGAAAUUUACAUGUUCAACAACAGAUAUAAUAUGUUUUGUUAAGAGUUUUUAUAAACAUUUAUAUAUAAAAUACUUCAUAAGAAAAUCAAAGUAACAUAAAAUUAAUUAUAAUUAGUUCAUCAUCUGUAGUUAUGCUUAUAGGCAUGGGUAUAAUAGCUAUGUGAAUUAUAAUUAAUUUAUUAAUAUGUAUUUAAUAUUUUUUAAUUGCUAGUUAAUAGUUUAUACAUUUUUUAAUAAUAUAAACGAAUUAAUAAUUUAUUUAUUUUUGAACAAUAUUAAUUAAUAAAAAUCA
This is a messenger RNA of Cinara cedri, 13643 nucleotides long. The record is from the annotation of a GenBank genome assembly. NCBI's taxonomy places the organism in Eukaryota, Metazoa, Arthropoda, Insecta, Hemiptera, Aphididae.